This is a messenger RNA of Lactuca virosa, 1093 nucleotides long. The record is from the annotation of a GenBank genome assembly. NCBI's taxonomy places the organism in Eukaryota, Viridiplantae, Streptophyta, Magnoliopsida, Asterales, Asteraceae.
AUGGUUGGCGAAGUCCACAUCAGCAACGAAAGCUCAAGUCUCACCAACCCCACCAACAAGACCACAACCGCACCACUCCACCACCUUCCGAUACUCCAUCCCCACUCCCUAUAUAAUCUCAUAAGCCCCAUCCUUCCAUUUCAACUUCACUUCUACCCACCAUUAAUAAUCACUCUCCAUUUCAUACUCACACACCAGAGAUUCCUCAUAAUGGCAGCUACAGGAGAAUCUCAGCCUGCAAAACACCAAGAAGUUGGCCACAAGAGUCUCCUUCAAAGCGAUGCACUUUACCAAUACAUUCUUGAAACCAGUGUUUACCCGAGAGAGCCAGAAUCCAUGAAAGAGCUUCGUGAGGUCACUGCUAAACAUCCUUGGAAUCUCAUGACGACGUCUGCUGAUGAAGGACAGUUCUUGAACUUACUUCUCAAGCUCAUAAAUGCUAAGAACACAAUGGAGAUUGGUGUUUACACCGGUUAUUCUCUUCUUUCUACUGCCCUUGCUCUACCAGAAGAUGGGAAGAUAUUGGCCUUGGAUAUAAAUCGUGAAAAUUACGAAAUUGGACUUCCGAUUAUUGAGAAAGCCGGUGUUGCUCACAAGAUUGACUUUAGAGAAGGCCCUGCUCUUCCUCUUCUUGACCAAAUGGUAGAAGACGUAAAAUUCCAUGGAUCGUUUGACUUCAUUUUUGUGGAUGCCGAUAAAGACAACUACCUUAACUACCACAAAAGGUUAAUCGAUCUUGUUAAAAUUGGGGGAGUGAUUGGCUACGAUAAUACCCUUUGGAAUGGGUCAUUGGUGGCACCGGCAGAUGCCCCACUUCGGAAGUAUGUUAGGUAUUACAGAGACUUCGUGUUAGAGCUCAACAAAGCCCUGGCUGCUGAUCCAAGAGUAGAGAUCUGUCAGCUUCCAGUGGGUGACGGAAUCACUAUUUGUCGUCGUAUAAGCUAAUCACACAUCACAGAUCAUCCGAAAUAAACAUAUUUUUUAAUUAUGUUUCUUGACGUCAAAACUUGUAAAUGAAUCAUAUGUUUUACUGAAUUAAUUCCUUAUUGUAAUGCGACAAUUUGCAUUGUUUUCAAUUGCAUAUAUAAUCAUG